Molecule: messenger RNA, 1683 nt
Organism: Trichechus manatus latirostris (Florida manatee)
Lineage: Eukaryota; Metazoa; Chordata; Mammalia; Sirenia; Trichechidae
Gene: DNAAF8
Product: dynein axonemal assembly factor 8
Exons: 8
Coding region: 118-1683 (521 amino acids)
Cellular component (GO): dynein axonemal particle
Molecular function (GO): dynein complex binding
Source: RefSeq, a predicted model, not a curated record
ACGGCAGCCCCUAUCUUCUGACCCUCAACCACCUGACUCUUCUCACCUCACCCCGUGUCCUCCCCCAGGGCUUCCUGGAUGAUGGUGCUCUGAAAGGCACCCCACGACCCAGGCUCCAUGGCGUCCAGAGAUGCGCCGCCCACACCAGGCUCUCCCUGGGGGCCCCAGAUGGGGCCCUGGGACGCCAUCCUCGAGGCCCUCAAGAAACAGAUCCCAUCCCUGGACUCGGAUUCCUCCUCGUCAGACUGCGAGGAAGAGGAGCUCUUCAUCUUCCUGCGAGAUCAAACCGCCCUGAUUCCUGACCUGUCGGAGGAACUGGCUGAGGACCCUGCGGAUGAUGGCGCGUUCGGGCACUGGGAGGCUGCAGCCGACAAGUCUCCUUGUGAGCCAGCUCUGGUGUCUGUGGAAUUCCCUCCGGAGCUUGGAAGUGAGCAGAAGACCAGGACCAGGGACUGGGCCUCUCAGGAAGGAAGGGACAUCCGAGGGCCUUUCCAGGGCCGUGGUGAGACCAGCUCUCUUGCUGGGAUCCCUGAGGAGAGCCCCCGGGGGCAGGAAGGUGCCCUUGAGGGUGUCUCCUUCAGCACCAAAGAGCCCCAGAGUCCUCCCGGGGGGCCGCAGGGAGAAGCCCCCACCUCCACUCGUGCAGAGGGAGCCCUGGCGACGGAGGGUCCCAGAAUGCCGUCACCACCCCGCCAAGGCUCCGCUUCCGUGGACCUCAGAGCCCUGCGGCGGGAGAGGAGGAAAAUGAUAGAGAGGGACAUGCUCCAUAAAGUAACCCCGGGGGCCUGGGACUCAGCCUGCGGCGACCACACACAGGCAAAGGAAACACCCCAAGAGGCUGCCGGGGCAGCUCCAAGACCGCAGACACCACCAGGGGGACCUCAGGGCGGCCCGCCGGUGCUCUCCCUCCAGCAACUUGAAGAGUGGGAUUUAGACUACAUCCUUCAGAGUCUGACGGGACGAGAGGAAGACUGGGGAGACGGAGGACCCGGAGCCACAUGGCGGGCAGUUGACCACUGCCAAGGCCGAGGCCACACUGCACCGGCCACCCAAGACCAGCUCAUGGGACGGCUGGCCCGCCUGUGUGCCGCGCAGUCCAGACCGCUGUCCUCUGCCCGGAAGGUGGCUGCAGACAGAUCCCACGAUGCUGAAGAGCGGCAGGCCAGCCACAGAUGUACUUCCACAAGGCCGGGCUUCCAGGCCAAGCUAGGCCAGGGCGUGAGGCUGAAGGGCCUGGCAGAGCCUCCCACUGUCUUCAUUGAUCUGCGGCAGGCCGGGCCACCAGGCUGCCUGUCCCCAGCCAGCUCCAGCCACAGCUCGUCUGACAGUGAGGAGGAUGCGGCUGCGAGGGAACAGCAGGGCCUGGCGGAGGGGGCACUUCAUUCCCCCCAGCAGUUCCGGGACUGCACCGGGAAAAGCCAGCUGCUCCAGCAGCUCCGGGCCUUCCGCAGAGGGGCGGCCGCGCCCAAGCUGAGGGCCGGCGAGGGUCCCAGCGGCCAAAAGGCUCAGGCCCCUGAAGAUACGGCCGGAUUGGGAACGAGGAGGAAGCAACACGUCAAACUCUGGGCCCAGGGGCAGGGCGCCCCGGCCACACUCCCAGGAGGAAGUCCCAGGGCCCUGGGAGGCCCUCUUGGGCCAGCGACAGCCAAGGACGCCCUUCUGCCUCCACUGGGCCAACCAUAG